AUGCCGCCCAAACUAGUAGUCGGCCUGAUGGGCUCUUCCGUCGCAAACGGCGCCUCCCUCCUCUCCACUCCAGCCGGCAUGAAAUCCUUCCUCGCCAUCUGCUCCCGUCAUAACAUCCACGAGCUCGACACCGCCCGAGUCUACGCCGCCGGCGGAUCCGAAGCUGUCGCCGGCCAAGUCGGCGCUGCGUCCUCGUUUGCGCUUUCAACCAAAGCGCCCGCGUUCGCCCCACAAUCUCUCCGGCGGGAUGCCAUCAUCGCCAACUUCGACAUAUACUACUUGCAUGGACCGGACAGAACGACGCCCCUAGAAGAGCAGUGCGCCGCCAUUAAUCAGCUGUACUCCGAAGGGAAGUUUGCUCGGUUCGGGGUGAGCAACAUCUCGCCCGAGGAAGUACAGCAGAUUCACGAUAUCUGCAGUCGAGAAGGGUACUGCCUGCCCAAAGUCUACCAGGGCGGAUACAACCCGAUCGGACGCGGUCCCGAGGACGGGCUUUUUCCCCUACUUCGGAAGUUGGACAUGAAUUUCUACGCAUUCAGCCCCCUUGGCGGCGGGUUGCUGGCGAAGCCCUUACAGGAACUGGUGAAGCCAGCCAAGGGGACGAGGUUCGAUGAGAUGAAGGUCUUUGGGGAUAUCUACCUGACCGAGGAGAUCAUGGGGGGAUUACGAAAAGUGCAGGCGGCGUGUGAUGAAGCUGAUGUGAAGUUGAUGGAAGCGACGAUGCGGUGGUUCCGGUGGCAUUCCGUAUUGGGUGAGGGGUCUUGGGGAGAAGGAAAUGGGGUGAUUGUGGGGGCGAGUAGUGAGGCACAGUUGGAGGGAAGUUUAGGGGCAUGGGAGAAGGGGAGGUUGCCGGACAAUAUAGCUGAGGCUUGGGAGGAGCUGUUCCAGGAAUUGAUACGAGCAGGGAUGGUGCCGCGGUUUCACAAUUGA
Cyphellophora attinorum is the source of this 930-nucleotide messenger RNA. RefSeq names its product Aflatoxin B1 aldehyde member 3. The record is from RefSeq and is a predicted model, not a curated record. Lineage: Eukaryota; Fungi; Ascomycota; Eurotiomycetes; Chaetothyriales; Cyphellophoraceae. Bases 1 to 930 code for a protein of 309 amino acids. The transcript is spliced from 2 exons.